Oncorhynchus nerka (sockeye salmon) is the source of this 1224-nucleotide messenger RNA. It is a transcript of the gene mrpl23, whose product is annotated as mitochondrial ribosomal protein L23. The transcript is spliced from 5 exons. Gene Ontology annotation, cellular component: mitochondrial large ribosomal subunit; ribosome. Gene Ontology annotation, molecular function: structural constituent of ribosome. Gene Ontology annotation, biological process: mitochondrial translation. The coding region runs from base 95 to 556 and encodes 153 amino acids. The record is from RefSeq and is a predicted model, not a curated record. Lineage: Eukaryota; Metazoa; Chordata; Actinopteri; Salmoniformes; Salmonidae.
ACUUCUUUAUUGUCGCUGUGGAGAAGCUUUUAGGAAGUCCUUGAAAAUAUAACACACACAACCAGUUUAUUUAUCAAAACACGGGGCUACAACCAUGGCAAGAAGAUUAAUAUACCCGCUGUACCAGAUCGGGAACCCCCAACUGAGGAUCUUCCGGCCGCCAUUCUCCCUGACUCUGGUCCGACCAGGGAAGGAGCAGCCUCAGGACACAGUGCAGUUCAGAAUCCCCAUGGAAAUGACCAAAUGUGACGUGAGGAACUACCUGGAGAAGAUUUACAACGUUCCAGUGGGAGCUGUCCGCACAAGGAUACAAUACUGUACGAAUAAGAAGAGAAACCACCUCAACCAGAAAGUGAAGAGACCGGAUUAUAAAGUGGCCUACGUUCAGCUGGUGCAGCAGCAGACAUUUGAGUUCCCUGACAUCUUCACCGAGAAGGAUGUGAAGUCAGCCGGGGGCUCGGUGGAGGAGAUGCAGGAGAAAUUCAUGGAGGAUGAGAAACAGAGGCAGAAACCGGACCUUCGCAGGGGAGGGGUCACAGAGUGGUUCGGCCUCUAGAGAGAGAGUUUGUGUGUUCGGAGAUGUGCACUGCUGGUGUGUGGGUUUGUUUGUGAGAGAGUAUUAAUAUUGUGUGUCAUCAUGUACAGAUUUUUAUCUGCAACAAGUGCGUUUGGUGGAAACACCACAGAUGGGAAAAUUUGCAUAUUUUCUUUAUGCAGAUUUUAGAAUAUUUGUAUGAAAAUCUGUCGCCAAUUGGAUGGAAACCUAGCUACUGUCAUUGUAAGAAUGGAACAUGUGACCAAUAGCUGUUCAGACAUAAUAUUAAUUAGUGAAAUACAACGGAAAAUAAUUCAAAUACAGUUUUUCAACAUUUGAGACGUUCUCUAUUGUCAGGUAACACCACUUAUACCAGUGUUGACUGACCCUCGUCCUGGAGAACAUAAUGGGUAUCCAGGAUUUUGCUCUGAACCUGCUCUAAACACACCCGAUUCAACAAGCCACUCUUUUGACGAGAGUAGCUGAAUCCUGCUGAUUAACUGUCUAAUCAGCUGCACCCCCAAAACCCUGCACCCCCAGUAGUUUUCAAACAGGAGGGUCGUCCACCUCUCCCUGACGGAGAAGGCUACUGUGUGGGAAUGUGUUUUCAGUUCACCGCAAUAUGUCUGUGUGAGUGUUUUACUGUGAACUACUGUACAAGGAAAAGCUAAUAAAAAGUAACUUGUCAA